Colletotrichum graminicola M1.001 is the source of this 2445-nucleotide messenger RNA. Its product is annotated as FF domain-containing protein. The record is from RefSeq and is a predicted model, not a curated record. Gene Ontology annotation, cellular component: U2-type prespliceosome; U1 snRNP. The transcript is spliced from 6 exons. Bases 1 to 2445 code for a protein of 814 amino acids. Gene Ontology annotation, biological process: mRNA cis splicing, via spliceosome. Gene Ontology annotation, molecular function: RNA binding; protein binding. NCBI's taxonomy places the organism in Eukaryota, Fungi, Ascomycota, Sordariomycetes, Glomerellales, Glomerellaceae.
AUGAACGGUGCCGGCAGCCCUUACAGCCAGCCUCCUGCGUGGCAGGAGCAUCGCACGCCCGAUGGCCGAGCCUACUACUACAAUGCAGCUACUAAGGUCACGCAAUGGACCAAGCCAGAAGAAAUGAUGACUCCGGCUGAGAGAGCCCUCGCCAACCAGCCAUGGAAAGAGUACACUGCCGAAGGCGGUCGCAAGUAUUGGUACAAUACCGAGACAAAAACGAGCUCCUGGGAGAUGCCUGAUGCCUACAAGAAGGCUUUGGGCGCCACCAGCGGCCCAAGCACACCUGCGCCUGCGCCGUACGACCGAGGUGCACCUUCUGACAGGUACUCCAAUGACCGUUACGAUUCUUAUCGCGACCAUCGCGAUACUUUCCACGAGUCACGCCAGUUGACGUUUGGUAACGACACGACAGCUAAAGCGUUCGUCCCCGCGAGCAACGAGCCUGAGUUUGCCACACAGGAAGAGGCUGAGGCCGCGUUCAACAAGCUGCUCAAGCGCAGCGGCGUACAAGCUGACUGGAACUGGGAGCAGGCGCUGCGAACCAUCGCAAAGGACCCCCAGUACAGGGCAAUCAAAGACCCGAAGGACCGAAAAGCAGCUUUCGAGAAGUACUGCCAUGACAUGAUCGUCCAAGACAAGGAGCGCGCAAAGGAGAGACUGACAAAGUUGCGUACUGACUUCGAGACCAUGCUCAAGCGCCACCCCGAGAUCAAGCAUUACACGAGGUGGAAGACGGCACGGCCCAUGAUCGAAGGUGAGACCAUAUUCAGGUCUACGGACAACGAGACCGAGCGCCGCCAGCUGUUCGAGGAGUACAUCGUUGAGCUCAAGAAGGCCCACAUGGAGAACCAGGCAGCUAUGCGCAAAACUGCUAUGGACGGUCUGAUUGAUCUCCUUCCGAAGUUGAAUUUGGAGCCUUAUACGCGCUGGUCCGACGCGCAGAGCCUCAUUUCAUCCACGGCGCCCUUUCAGAAUGAUGAGAAGUACAAGACCCUGAGCAAGUUUGACAUAUUGAUCGCGUUCCAAAACCAUAUGAAGGCCUUGGAGCGCGCUUUCAACGACUCUAAACAGGAGCAGAAGAACAGAAAGUUCCGCAAGGAGCGCAAGGCUCGUGACGGUUUCAUCUCCCUCCUUGCCGAGCUCAGGAAAGAGGGCAAGAUCAACGCCAGCACAAAGUGGCGUCAGAUUUACCCCCUCGUCGAAAAUGACGACCGGUACAAGGCCAUACUCGGCCAGGGCGGCUCGGGUCCGCAAGAGCUCUUCUGGGACCUCGUCGAAGAAGAGGAGAAAGCGAUGCGCGGCGCCAGAAACGAUGUCUACGAUGUCAUUGACGAUGAGCGAUUUGAUAUCACACCCCAGACUACGUUUGAGGAGUUCUAUGGCGUUAUGAAGAAAAGUCGACGUACUGCUAACAUUGAUCGUGACAUUCUUCUGGUUCUCUUCGAACGAGCCAAGGAAAAGAGGUCGCUCAAGAGAUCGGACGACGAGAGACAGUCUGAACGUCAACAGCGAAGGGCAGCUGACGACCUCCGGGCGUACUUGAAGCGUAUGGAUCCUCCCAUAACCCUGGAUGACACGUACGAGAAGGUCAAGGUUCGCCUGGCGGAGACGCCCGCCUUCCAGGCUGUCACUUCGGAAGAUGCUCGCAUCGCCACCUUUGAUAGAUACAUGAGAAGACUCCGCGAAAAGGAGGAAGAGGCCGACCGUGACCGUCGGCGCAGACGUGGCCGUGACUCUAGCGAACGCGACCUGUACCGCGAAAGACCCCGGUCUAGAGGUGAGCGAUCUCAUCGUAGCAGUGGCCGUGCUACCAGGCGAAGUCGUAGCCCGGAGCCGGACGCGUACGAGGCGGACAGACGCAAAGCCAUUGCCGAGCGCGAGCGUAACCACCGUAAAUCAACCAUGGCCGAGAGCCUUCUCACCGUGGACCGGGAACGCCGGCUGUCACCUCCCCCUCGCCGUGAGAGGGAGCGUGAGCGCGACAGAGACCGCGAGCGCGACCGUGACUAUGAUCGCCACCGUUCUCGUCGCGACGACGAUAGUCAUUAUGACCGCGAACGACGGGAUAGGGAGGAGGAGCGGGAGAGGCUCUACCGACGACGCAUGGGUUCCUAUGACGAGCUUCCCUACGGCGAUGAGCGCCCGUCUGGAUCGCGACGCCGCCGCGACGAAGACGAAGAUGAUCGACGGGAUUCCAGAGACUCAAAGAGAGUGAGGAGAGAAAAAACACCUCGUGAGCGCACCCCCCAACGUGAUAUAUCGCGUCACAAGAACAGGACUCCGCCGCUAGCUACCGCACCCUCUGCUGUUGCCCCCAAGGACAAGGAAACGACGACGGUCAAGAACGCCCCGAAGGAAAAGGAAAAGGAGAGGGAGAAGGAGAAGGAAGACCCCGCUGGUGUCCACUCGGGGUCUGAAGAAGGCGAGAUCGAGGAGGACUGA